Messenger RNA from Saccostrea echinata, 1686 nucleotides. RefSeq lists its product as uncharacterized. Lineage: Eukaryota; Metazoa; Mollusca; Bivalvia; Ostreida; Ostreidae. The record is from RefSeq and is a predicted model, not a curated record. The transcript has a single exon. Bases 1 to 1686 code for a protein of 561 amino acids.
AUGACUGCUAAAGAGAAAGACUAUCUAACAAACUUCGAUACCAGUGAGAGUCAAUUUUAUGGAUUACCAAAAGUACAUAAAUCAUUGGAAAUCAAAAACGCAAUACAUGCUCAAAAUGGAGAAUACAUUAGCUGUCCUAAUCCAGAAGAUCUCUCUUUUCGACCCAUCGUAGGGGGACCUAAUUGUUCAACACAAAGACUUAGUCACUUGUUAGAUAUUUUAUUAAAACCUUAUUAUGAAAAAGUUCCCAGCUUUAUUAGAGAUGAUUUAGAUUUUAUUAAUCACCUACCAGACCAUAUUCAAAGUAACACGAAGCUGGUGUCAUUCGACGUCGUUAGUUUAUACACAAAUAUACCGGUGGAUUUGGGUAUAAAAGCUGUUAAAUAUUGGAUUGACAGAUAUCCAGAUUUACUACAAGAUCGUUUUGAGAAAGAAUUUAUAUUGGAAGGAUUAAGAAUAAUACUUCUAAACAAUACCUUCGCCUUUGGAAAAGAUCAUUUUAUACAAACAAAAGGAACAGCGAUGGGGACAAAAGUGGCUCCCACAUAUGCCACUUUAACCUUGGGAUAUCUCGAACAGAAACUACAUCACCAACUAGCCACUCUAUGGGGAGAGGAAGAUGCUGAAUCUAUAAUAUCAAAAUGGAAAAGAUUUCUGGAUGACUGUUUUAUUCUAUGGAAUGACAAUGUUGACAGAUUAUCCGUUUUCCACCAGUUGUUAAACGGCUUGGAUUCUAAUAUCAGAUUUACAAUGGAAAGCAGUGAUACCAAAUUACCUUUUCUUGACGUCCUAGUCAUCAAAGAAGAUACAAAACUUUCUACGGAUAUAUAUUACAAAUCAACUGACACCCACCAGUACCUACAUUUUGCUUCCUGUCACCCUCACCAUACAAAAACAGCAAUCCCUUACAAUCUUGCUAGACGUUUAUGUGCUAUCGUUAGCGAUGAUAACACUAGAGAUAUCCGACUUAAAGAGCUCAAGUCGUACCUUAUAAAACAGGGAUAUCCUGAAACCCUCAUAGAUAACGGUAUAUUGAAAGCCAAAGGAUAUACACGAUCUGAAUUACUGUCUACAAAGAGCAAGGAAAAUAAAACGGAAAUUAUUCCAUUUGUGCAUACUCACAACCCACGGAAUCAUAACUUGACCUCUAUAAUUCACCAACUGAACAACAUUCUUAAAGAUGACCUAUCAACAAAACGAAUAUAUAAAGAUGUAAAAUUUAUCAACAGCAGACGACAACCUAGGAAUCUUAGAAGAAUCCUGUGUUCUUCCCAUUUUAAAAAUACCUGCGCAGUCGCCAAGUGUGAGGACUCACGUUGCGGGACAUGCCAACAUAUCAUAGAAGGAUCAACUUAUAACUUUAACGGAAGACAAUUUACAGUCAACGCAAAUAUGUCUUGUGACACUAAAAAUGUAAUAUAUGUAAUUACAUGUCCUGGAUGCCACCAGUAUUACAUCGGGGAAACAAGCAACCCGCUCCGCGCCCGUGUGCGUGUCCACAGACAACAUAUUAACUCACCGGAAUAUCGACAAAUCCCUCUAAGUGAGCAUUUGGAUCGCUGUGGAAAUAAACAGUUUACUAUAUUUCCUUUUUACAAACUUUCAAAUGAAAGUGACAUCCAGGGACGCGAAAAAGAAAAACAUUUUAUACAUGUUUUCAAACCUAAACUUAACAAUUUAUCGUAA